AGGCCAGCAAAUGUUUUUUAUUAUAUUUCUUUUUUUUUAUUUAAUCAAAAAGAGAUUGUAAAAUAUUACAGUAAGACACUCCUCUGCUGUCUGUCUAUUAUGUACAGGCCCCCUCCACACCAGUGGUAAAGUGAGUUGAUAACUGAAUUAGUAAUUUCCUCCACCAGGUGUUGCUACUACGCAGCUGUGUAAGUGACAGGGAGCUGGGUGAAGCAUGGCAAGGGUAAAAAUACAGAUCCCUCACUACAUUGCAUAGGCCUAUGAUAUACUCAACAAUAACCUUUCACGUUUGGCUCUGUGAGUGAUAAUGGAUCAAUGUGAUAACCAGAUAAUGUCCUGAACAAUAUCAAAGUCAAAAUCUUGCACAUUUGUACCAGUCAAAGUUCACUCUAAGCAAUAAACCCUCCAUGGAGAUGUCAUACACACCCUAGAAAAAAAUACUUCACUAUGUGCAAGCCUUUGCUGGUUAAACAAUUAUAAAACCUCACUGGAUUUUUAUUUUAAGUGGGUCUUUAGUUGCUGCCAGAGCAGUGUGUAAAAUUUUGUGAUAGAUUAGUAUUUACAAAAUGCCUCAAGGCUUACCAGCCGUUCUGGAGGAGUGGAAAUGUCUGGAAGAAGAGUAUCAACAACUUCAGGAGACACACAGAAAGUACUUACAGAAACUGGAUGAAAUUUCCAAACUGCAAAACAGCUGCUCUUCCUCCAUUUCCAUACAGCGCAAAAGAUUAAAGGACGUAUCUCGCCAAGUGAAAAAAUGCACCACAGGACCAUCAGAAGAAGAUGCUAAGACCUUGGAUGACAUAAAAGAGAAAAUAAAGAUGCGACCAAAUGCUUUCUUUGAAAUGGAGGCUUUCCUUCCCAAGAAAAAUGGGCUGUACCUCAGUCUGGUUCUGGGAAAUGUGAAUGUCACUCUACUCAGCAAGCAGUCAAAAUUUGCCUACAAAGAUGAAUAUGAGAAGUUCAAGCUGUACCUCACAAUCUUCCUGCUGCUGUUCUCCUUCUUUUGCUAUUUCUUUGUGAGCUACAGAUUUCUUGAUGCAAUCUUCAAUUUCCUGCUGGUGUGGUACUAUUGUACAUUAACUAUCAGGGAAAGCAUCCUCAUUGCCAACGGCUCCAGAAUCAAAGGCUGGUGGGUUUCUCAUCACUACGUCUCAGCUUUUCUGUCCGGUGUAAUGCUGACAUGGCCAGAUGGGAACCUAUACAAGACAUUCAGGAACCAGUUCCUUGCUUACUUCUUGUACCAAAGUUUUGUUCAGUGUCUGCAGUGCUAUUAUCAGAGCGGGUGUCUGUACAGACUGCGAGCUCUGGGAGAAAGACACAACAUGGAUCUGACCGUGGAGGGAUUUCAGUCGUGGAUGUGGAAAGGGCUGACGUUUCUUUUGCCCUUCCUCUUUUUUGGUCAUUUCUGGCAGCUCUUCAAUAGCCUCUCUCUCUUCAAAAUGGCUCAGCUCCCAGACUGUAAAGAAUGGCAGGUCCUGAUGUGUGGUCUCUGCUUCCUUAUUCUGUUCAUGGGAAACUUCUUCACUACUGUCGCCGUGGUCCGCCAGAAGCUGAAGAGCAGGAAUCAGAAACUAAAGAAUAUGUGAUAUAUACUAAUAAAUGAAAAAAAAACAA
Messenger RNA from Micropterus dolomieu (smallmouth bass), 1614 nucleotides. RefSeq names its product ion channel TACAN-like. NCBI's taxonomy places the organism in Eukaryota, Metazoa, Chordata, Actinopteri, Centrarchiformes, Centrarchidae. The transcript is spliced from 12 exons. Gene Ontology annotation, biological process: fat cell differentiation. Gene Ontology annotation, cellular component: membrane. Bases 567 to 1586 code for a protein of 339 amino acids. The record is from RefSeq and is a predicted model, not a curated record.